Bipolaris oryzae ATCC 44560 is the source of this 405-nucleotide messenger RNA. RefSeq lists its product as uncharacterized. NCBI's taxonomy places the organism in Eukaryota, Fungi, Ascomycota, Dothideomycetes, Pleosporales, Pleosporaceae. The coding region runs from base 1 to 405 and encodes 134 amino acids. The transcript has 3 exons. The record is from RefSeq and is a predicted model, not a curated record.
AUGACCACACUGUCUUCUGGCGCAUAUUUCUAUAAUUGGUCUCUGUACAGAGCUAUUUUCAACGUGUGGAAGCGCUGGGGGUGGACAAACCGCCCAUGGGCAGUCGUGGUGGUUGUGCCGCAGAUCCUCGCUUGUGCCCUGUCCGAGACAACAAGACCUCCAGAACCCUGGUCGGCUCAACGGCUACCAGGGCAGGCCUGCCAGAACAUGACACGGAUUGCGGAGAAGUCGCCCCGCAUCAAGAGUGGAAGAGGCUGUGUGGGCGAAUCAGCUGGUGCGUCGACACCCACCAUUGCGAUAUGCGGUAUGAAUGACCUCUACACUAGACGGUUCCAGAAGGGCGUGGUGAACAAUACUCAAAUUCGGAUUGCGGGUCUGGGAAACGAGAACCUCAAGACUGAUUGA